Messenger RNA from Auxenochlorella protothecoides, 1524 nucleotides. Its product is annotated as Spinster-like protein 3. Gene Ontology annotation, molecular function: transmembrane transporter activity. Bases 1 to 1524 code for a protein of 507 amino acids. Gene Ontology annotation, biological process: transmembrane transport. The transcript is spliced from 6 exons. Gene Ontology annotation, cellular component: membrane. The record is from RefSeq and is a predicted model, not a curated record. Lineage: Eukaryota; Viridiplantae; Chlorophyta; Trebouxiophyceae; Chlorellales; Chlorellaceae.
AUGGCCUCCGGGUGGGGCCCGGAGCCCUUUGAGAUCCUGGAUGGUGGGACCAAGGAGGAGGCUGCCGAUGCACGUGCCGGGGAGGCAGAGUUUGGUGCCUCUGGUGUCAAGCCAACUGCUGGAGAUAGCCCACUCCACAUCACAGCCCCCCCCCAACCCCCAACCGCCGUGUCGCGGCGCGAGGCGGCCUACAUGAUGGCCAUCUUCUGCCUGACGGGGUGCCUGCUGUUUGCGGACCAGAACCUGAUGGCCCCAAACCUCACCGCCGUGGCCCGAGACUUUGGCUUCAGCCCCGACCAGCGCGACCGCCUGCUGGGCGGCGUGGUCGCGGCCAGCUUCUACCUGGUGGGCGCCCCCGCGGCCCUGCUCUUCGGCUGGCUCUGCGACCGCGUGGACCGCAGGCGCCUGCUCUUCGCCGCCGUGGUGCUGGGCGAGGCCCCCGCCCUGCUCACCCUGGCCGUGCGCCGCUACUGGCAGCUCCUCCUCCUGCGCGUGCUCACCGGCAUCUCCCUGGGCGGCGCCUUCCCCCUCAUCUUCAGCCUGGUGGGGGACCUGACCACCACCGCCCGCCGCGCCACCGCCGCGGCCGUCAUCCAGGUGUCCCUGGGUGCGGGCCUGGCGGUGGGCCAGGGCAUCGCCGGCUUCGUGGGGCCGUCGCUGGGCUGGCGGGCGCCCUUUGCCAUCGUCGCGGCGCCCACGGUCGUGCUGGCGGUGCUCAUGCUGUGCACGACACGGGACCCGCCGCGCGGCCGUACCGAGGAGGCGCUGGCCGAGGUCUUUGAGGGCAACCCGGGCUUCGUGUACGACGAGCGUAUGACAUGGUCCAAGGCCGGCAUCCUGCUGCGCACGCCCACCAACAUCUGCGCCAUCGGCCAAGGCCUCUUCGGCUGCAUCCCCUGGGGCAUGCUGCUCACCUUCCUCAAUGACUUCCUGGCCCAGGAGCGACGCCUGAGCGUCCAGGCGGCCACCACGGUCCUGCUCUGCAUCGGCAUCGGCGGCGCCCUGGGCGUGCUGGGGGGCGGGCUCCUGGGCCAGUGGAUCUACAAUCGCAGGAAGGCCGCCAUGCCCGUGUUCAUCGGCUUGAGCACCAUGCUGGGCACGCUGCCCAUGUGGUACGUGCUCAACGGCGACGUCGGCCGGCGCUACACGGCGACGCUGGUGGCGGCCCUGGGCGUGGGCUUCGCCAGCUCCACCAUGGGUCCCAACGCCCGGGCCAUGCUGCUGAACGUGAACGAGCCGGAGAUGAGGGGGCUGGCCCUGGCGCUGCAAAGCAUGCUGGACGACCUGGGGAAAGGCCUGGGACCGGUGUUUGUUGCGGCCCUGAUCUCUGGCCUGGGUCGAACGGCGGCGCUGAACUUGGCAGCUGCCGGCUGGCUACCCUGCGGCGCGCUCAUCCUGCUGGCCGCCUUCUCGGUGGAGCGAGACGAGGAGGCGGUGCAGGCCAGGCUGCGCCAGUCAAUCGCCCGCAUGGCAGAGGAAGUGGGAGAGCGGGAGCUACUCACUGCUGCCGGGUCUCAGCACUGA